Molecule: messenger RNA, 1891 nt
Organism: Serpula lacrymans var. lacrymans S7.9
Lineage: Eukaryota; Fungi; Basidiomycota; Agaricomycetes; Boletales; Serpulaceae
Exons: 8
Coding region: 229-1707 (492 amino acids)
Cellular component (GO): COP9 signalosome
Source: RefSeq, a predicted model, not a curated record
GAAUGAGGAUUGCUGCCGGUGGCCACUGCAGACAACGUCGACGUCGACAACGUUUAACGUUUAACUAACUGUUCUUUCAUUACAUUGCUGUCGCUGUAAAGCAAAUUCCAGUGCUAAGCGGAACACGAUCUGAGUUUCGUUCAAGUUCGAUCUUAUCGCAAACCUGCAAUCACCUUUUCAAGCCUCCGCCUUGCAUGAAAGUCUGAAUCUGUCCGUACGAAUACUCGCAUGCCCAUCGAAAUGGAGGUCGACAUCCCCGAGAACAUCUCGCACGGCGGCGAGAACAAUGCUUUCCAGAAAGGCCAGAAGCGACCUACUCUUCUUCCUGUAGACGAUGCGCAUCCGUUCGAUCUGGAAACCUACAUAUCUGGUUACACAGGCCGUACUGCUGUUGAUCGCCUUCUCCUCGUCAUAUCUACAUGUCCCACCAUUGCUCCUCAAGCCCUUAAACUCGCACUCACACAUAUCCAGCAAUUGCGCGAUCCAGCUCUGUACCAAUCUGCCAUCGCCACUUACGAAUAUCUCGCCUCUAUCCCAGGCGUAAAUGUACCACCCACCUCCGAAAUCGACUCGAUGCGGUCAUCAUGGAUGGAUGAAACUGUGAAGAAGAAUCAGGCUGAAAGGACGAAGCUGGAGGUAGAAUUGAAGACCUAUUCAAAUAAUAUGAUCAAAGAGAGCAUACGAAUGGGUCAUAGAGACCUUGGCGAUUUCUUCCGUGCUACGGGAGAUUUUCCUAUGGCACUGAAAAACUAUACAAAGUCACGAGAGUUUUGUACAACAAGCCAACAUGUCCUUGAUAUGUGCCUCUCCGUACUCGAGUUGUUGAUUGAACAAAAGAACUAUGCUCAUAUCCCGACGUACGUCUUCAAGGCUGAUGCUGCCCUGGACGCUGCCAAUGCUGCGAGUAAUAACGCAGCCGCGAACAAUCCACAAGCAACACAGGCAACCACGAAUAAGAAGUUUGCAGAGCGAGAGAAAGUACAAUCAAAACUCGACUUGGCCACAGCGCUUUCUUGCCUUGGUCUGGCAAACUACGAGAAGGCUGCGUUAACCUUUUUGAAACUGGGGUCUGCACAACAGCUCGGAGAUUGGCUAGGCAAGCUGGUAGCACCGAGUGAUAUUGCAAUAUAUGGCACGCUGUGCGCACUAUCGACUCUGUCUCGUUCUGCAAUCAAGUCACAAUUGCUCGACAAUGCUGUCUUUUCGGUAUACAUCGAGCAGGAGCCCUACAUUCGAGAACUCAUCCAAGCAUAUAUGACGAGUAACUUUAAAAUGACACUCGAGUUACUCUCCCGGUAUUCAACACGACACUCGGUUGACUUGCACCUUGCCGCACACAUCCAAGAGAUUACCAACUGCAUUCGCAACGUUGCCAUUAUCCUGUAUUUUCAGCCGUUUGCAUCGAUAAAGCUGGACCGAAUGAGUACAGCCUUUGGAUGGACGAUCGAGGAGGUCGAGAAGGAGGUCGUUGCCCUCAUCCAGUCUGGGCAAAUACAAGGAAGAGUAGAUAGUCAGAACAAGAUACUGAAAGCAAAGAAAACCGACUACCGGGCAGAGUUAUUCGCACGUGCCAUACGCGCUGGUGCCGAAAUGCAGUGUGCUAAUCGCAAAUUGUUGCUGCGUAUGCGUUUGCAGCAAGCUGAUAUUGUCGUCAAGUCACCGAAAGUGCCUCAAAGCGGUCAUUCAGGCGAGCUCUUGGGCGACUGAUUGUAUUAUACACGUAUAGUUCUAUAAUAUCAUCCAAUCCUUCGAAAUAGCCAUACCAUGAGGUAUAUCAGUGCGAUAACUCAUUGCUGGUAUGAUGUCUAUUUGGGGUCGGAGGAGCCCAAUCGUGCACUAUUCGCAUUACCCUGUUCGUCUGAAUCGUGAACUGAUUCAUGGUCUAAACGUC